AUGACUUCCGCACCCACAAUACAGCCCAAGUUCUUGCCCAACAGGCAUGACCUAGGCAUCGUCGCAGUCGGCUUCAGCGGCGGCCAGCCCAAAGCCGGCGUCGACGCCGCCCCCAUGGCGCUCAUCGAAAACGGCCUCAUCAAGCAACUAGAAGAAGACCUAGAAUUCAAAGUCAGCUACGAUGGCCAAGUCCACAACUACACCGAGCUCCAGCCCUCAGAAGACCCAGACUACCGCGGCAUGAAGCGACCCAAAUUCGCCUCAGCCGUAACAAAGCAAGUUUCGGACCAAGUCUACGCCCACGCCUCUUCGGGCAAACUCGUACUCACACUCGGCGGCGACCACUCCAUCGCCAUCGGCACCGUCUCCGGUACCGCAAAAGCCAUCCGCGAGCGUCUGGGCAAGGACAUUGCGGUCAUCUGGGUCGAUGCACACGCUGAUAUUAACACGCCUGAGACGAGCGACAGCGGGAAUAUUCAUGGUAUGCCGGUUAGUUUCCUGACGGGAUUGGCGACGGAGGAGCGCGAGGAUGUGUUUGGUUGGAUUAAAGAGGAGCAUCGGUUGAGCACGAAGAAGUUGGUGUAUAUCGGGUUGAGGGAUAUCGAUAGCGGGGAGAAGAAGAUCCUGAGGGAGCAUGGUAUCAAGGCGUUUAGUAUGCAUGAUAUCGACAGACAUGGUAUCGGAAAGGUCAUGGAUAUGGCCCUGGGCUGGAUUGGAAGCGACACACCUAUCCAUCUCUCCUUCGACGUCGACGCUCUCGACCCCAUGUGGGCGCCCAGCACCGGUACUCCUGUUCGUGGCGGUCUGACUCUCCGUGAGGGCGACUUCAUCGCAGAGUGCGUUGCCGAGACUGGUCAGCUCAUCGCGUUGGAUCUCGUUGAGGUUAACCCCAGCCUUGAUGCUGAGGGUGCUGGCGACACUGUCCGCGCUGGUGUUUCAAUUGUUCGUUGCGCGCUUGGUGACACUCUUUUGUAA
Molecule: messenger RNA, 975 nt
Organism: Alternaria atra
Lineage: Eukaryota; Fungi; Ascomycota; Dothideomycetes; Pleosporales; Pleosporaceae
Exons: 2
Coding region: 1-975 (324 amino acids)
Cellular component (GO): nucleus; cytoplasm; cytosol
Molecular function (GO): manganese ion binding; arginase activity
Source: RefSeq, a predicted model, not a curated record